Molecule: messenger RNA, 928 nt
Organism: Trematomus bernacchii (emerald rockcod)
Lineage: Eukaryota; Metazoa; Chordata; Actinopteri; Perciformes; Nototheniidae
Product: tubulin alpha chain-like
Exons: 3
Coding region: 1-852 (283 amino acids)
Biological process (GO): microtubule cytoskeleton organization; mitotic cell cycle
Cellular component (GO): microtubule; cytoplasm
Molecular function (GO): GTP binding; structural constituent of cytoskeleton
Source: RefSeq, a predicted model, not a curated record
AUGGAAUCCGACCAGUGCACCGGUCUUCAGGGUUUCCUGGUGUUCCACAGCUUCGGAGGGGGCACUGGCUCUGGUUUCACCUCCCUGCUGAUGGAGCGUCUGUCCGUCGACUACGGCAAGAAGUCCAAACUGGAGUUCUCCGUCUACCCAGCUCCCCAGCGUCCCUCUUACACAAACCUGAACAGGUUGAUGAGUCAACUUGUGUCCUCCAUCACUGCCUCCCUUCGUUUUGAUGGUGCCCUCAAUGUUGAUCUGACAGAGUUCCAGACCAACUUGGUGCCCUAUCCCCGUAUCCACUUCCCUCUGGCCACCUAUGCCCCUGUUAUUUCUGCAGAGAAAGCUUACCAUGAGCAGCUCUCAGUGGCAGAAAUCACUAAUUCCUGCUUCGAGCCAGCCAAUCAGUUGGUGAAAUGCGACCCACGCCACGGUAAAUACAUGGCCUGCUGCCUUUUGUAUCGUGGUGAUGUCGUUCCCAAAGACGUGAACGCUGCCAUUGCCACCAUCAAAACCAAGCGCUCCAUCCAGUUUGUGGACUGGUGCCCCACUGGUUUCAAGGUGGGCAUCAACUACCAGCCGCCCACUGUAGUUCCUGGUGGAGACCUGGCCAAGGUCCAGAGGGCUGUGUGCAUGCUGAGCAACACCACUGCUAUUGCAGAGGCCUGGGCUCGGCUGGACCACAAGUUUGAUCUGAUGUACGUUAAGCGUGCCUUUGUGCACUGGUAUGUGGGUGAGGGUAUGGAGGAGGGAGAGUUCUCUGAGGCCAGGGAGGACAUGGCCGCUCUGGAGAAAGAUUACGAGGAGGUUGGAGCUGAUAGCCUGGGAGAUGAGGAUGAGGAAGGAGAGGAGUAUUAGAAAGCUUUAUUGAUCUCUGAUCCAUGCUGUUUUAUUAAUGUCAAGAAAAUAAAGUUGUUCAUUGACUGAACCUGAA